AUGAAUGCCCCUAAUAUAACCUUUUAUUUCGACAUUGGCAGUCCUUUCGCCUGCAUUGCGUUUCAUGCCUUGAGGACGUCUCCUGUCUUCGCGGAAUGUCACAUUGACUAUGUCCCCGUCAGUUUGCGAGAUUUGUUUCAGUUAUGCAAAAACACGCCUCCUUUGGCAGUCAAGAACAAGGCCCACUGGAUAAACCGAGAGCGUAUUUACUGGGCUCGUCGCUUCCAGGUCCCCAUGUCCGAAGCCCUCCCACAAGCAUUUCCCGCGUCCACUUCGGAGGUGCAGCUCGCUCUCUGCCUUCUGGCUACGCAACAUCCCGACAGCCUACUCCCUGUUGUGGGUAAGAUCUAUUGCAUGUUCUGGGAAGAUGGAAACUCGAAUGUCCUUACUCAGCCCGGUUUCUCUGCCAUCUUGGAGGGUGAACUUGGUGCCGAGAACGCCAGGCGGAUUCUGGAUGAGUCCAAAGGCACUGAUGCAAAGGCCAUUCUGGAUGAAAGCACACAAGAUGCCAUCGAUUCCGGCGCAUUUGGUUUACCUUGGUUUGAUUGCAUAGACGCUCAUGGGGUAAAGGAAAGCUUCUGGGGGAUUGAUCAUUUGGGACGUCUUGUAGACUUUCUGCAACUAGACGCCAGCCUAGACAAGGCUUUUGGCGUGCUACUCUGA
Molecule: messenger RNA, 663 nt
Organism: Penicillium egyptiacum
Lineage: Eukaryota; Fungi; Ascomycota; Eurotiomycetes; Eurotiales; Aspergillaceae
Source: the annotation of a GenBank genome assembly